Molecule: messenger RNA, 2969 nt
Organism: Lucilia cuprina (Australian sheep blowfly)
Lineage: Eukaryota; Metazoa; Arthropoda; Insecta; Diptera; Calliphoridae
Product: transcription factor grauzone-like
Exons: 5
Coding region: 107-2872 (921 amino acids)
Biological process (GO): regulation of transcription by RNA polymerase II
Cellular component (GO): nucleus
Molecular function (GO): RNA polymerase II transcription regulatory region sequence-specific DNA binding; zinc ion binding; DNA-binding transcription factor activity, RNA polymerase II-specific
Source: RefSeq, a predicted model, not a curated record
AUACACCAACAAUAAUACAAAAUGCGAUACUGUACUGUAUCAGAGAUACAAUUUUGUUUGUUAACAUUUUACAACAAUAAAAAAGUAAUAAAAAGUAAACAAUAAGAUGGAUUCUUGUUUAUUGUGUUUGGAAUUAAAUAAAAAUUUAGAGGAUUUUAUAGAAACAAACUCCACUCAAUGGAAAGAGCUGAAUAUAACAAAGAUCAUAGAAAAACACUUUUGGCCAAUAGAUACAAUGUACUCAUGCUCUAAAAUGUGUUUGUCCUGCUGGGAGCAACUUGAAAAUUUUAACAAAUUCUACAAACAAAUAGAGGAGGCUCAUGAAAAUUUUGGCAGAAUUCAAAUUGAGGAAGAUAAAAUAUCAUGUAAUGAAAGUGAAAACUACUCAUACUCUUGUCUGGAACAGGAAAUGUCAAAAGAUCAGAAUUCUGAAAUAACAGAUAACUAUGUUUGCGAUAUAAGUGAAGAUCUGGCUAAAAAAGAUCUAUUAGUUGAAGAAGAUCAGAAAAAAGAAAUAGCUAACAUUAAUGCAGAUCCAAAUGAUACCUCAAAUUCCAACAAUAUAGAUAGUUUGGACAAUAAUGAUAUAGACGACAGUGAUAAUGAACCCGUUAGAAAUUCCUCUGAAAGUGUUAAAAAGAAAGUUAACAGUAAGAAAACAGAUAUAUUUAUAGCGAAAAACUUUCAACAAAUCAGCUGUGACAUUUGCGAUACACCAGCGAAAAACUUUCGCUUGAUAAGAACACACUUUCGAAAUGUGCACGGACAACGUGCAUAUCUUGUCUGUUGCAAUACAAAAUUCUAUUCAAAAUCUACUCUUGUAGACCAUAUACAUACUCAUUUAAAUCCUGAUUAUUUUAAGUGUCAACAUUGUGAUAGAGUUCUAGCCAAUCGACAGAGUUUUGAAAAACAUAUGGAGAAUAUACAUAGUCAAUUGCCCGAAGAGGAAAAGAAGUUUUCGGGUAUACAAUGUGGCAAAUUCGAAAAAAGUCUAAAACUUCAAGCAGAAAAUCUACAUGCAGUGGGUGGUAAACAAGAUCAAAACAAUACAUUGCAUCAGAAAAUAUCAUCAGGAAGGGUUUUACGGAAUCAUUCUAAAUUCAGUCAUGAAGAGUUAAUCAUAAAUGAUCAAAAUACCUUAGUAACAGAUAAUGAAGUUUCCAAUCAAAUACAAAACAAUUCUGAUAUAAAUGAACAUCUGGUAAAUAAGGAUCCGUUAGAAAAAACAACAAACUUCACAAACUCUAGUAAUAGAGAAAUAACAAAAACUACAACACAAACAAAUUCAAAGGAGGACCAAAAUAAAGAAAAAGAAUGGGAUUUUUCUAAAACCAACAUAUCGAACAGUGUAAAUAAUAAUGAUAAACUUAUCGAUAAUGGAACAAAUCAACAAAAUGUCACAAAAAGUGUUAACUAUAAAGAUGGUAGUAAGAAAAUAGACAAAUUUAUAGCAAAACACUUUAAACAAAUGCUCUGUAAUCUUUGCAACAUACCAUUUGAAAGCUUUUGCUCCAUGAAACAACACUACUUAAAAGUACACAAACAACGAUGUUUUCUAGUUUGUUGCAAUAAAAAGUUCUUUGAUAAAUGUCGCUUUGUUGAUCAUUUGCACACGCAUUUAAAUCCGAAUUAUUUUAAGUGUCAACACUGUGACAAAGUUCUAGCCAGUCGAGAAAGUUUGGAAAAACAUAUAUUCCGUAAACAUAGAACAAAAGGUGUUAAUCCACGAAAACAUGGAAAAGUUUCCAAAUAUAUAGAAAAUAAUACUGACACAAACAAGGAUCCGUUAUCAGAAUCGAAUUUUAUAAAUUCUAGUAAUAGAGAAAUAACAACAAAAAUUACAACACAAAUAAAUUCAAAGGACCAGAGUAAAGAAGCAAACACGAAUCCAAAUUCUUCUUCUAAUCUAGGCAAAGAAGAUGCCGCUUAUGAAUCGGAUGCCAUAAAUAAGAAGAAUGAUAAACUUAUAGCGAAAAACUUUAAACAAAUACUUUGUAAUCUCUGCAAUAAACCAUUUGAAAACUUUGGCAACUUAAUGGCACACUCGCUUAAAGUACACAAACAAAGUAGUUACAUUGUAUGUUGCAAUAAAAAGUUUUUUGAUAAACCUAGCUUAGUGGACCAUUUGCACACUCAUAAAAAUCGAAUGAAUUUGGAAAUACAUAUGCUGCACAAACAGAGAUCAAAAAGUGUUAAGUUGAAAAAUACCUGUGAGAUCUGUGGUAAGUCUUUUGCAAAGUCUAACUAUUUGCGCAGACAUAAAAUAUGUCAUGUGCCCCAAGAGGAAAAGAAGUUUCGCUGUGUAAAAUGUGGCAAAUGUUAUGCCUCUUCCUAUCUUUUGAAAAAACACCGAGCCGAAUGUAUGGUUUAUAGAAAAAAAUGUCAUAUUUGCGGCAAAACAUUUACUUCUAGUGGCGGUUAUAGAACGCACAUGAACAAACAUGUCAAACCGCCAACGAUUCUAACUUGUGAUAUUUGCGGUAUAGGUUUGUCCAGCAAACAAAAUCUAGAAUUACAUAAAGAAAAUUUACAUCCAGUGGGUGGUAGACAAGAUCAUCCCUGUCCAGUGUGUCACAAAAUAUUAGCAUCAAAAAGAGCUUUAAUCUAUCAUCAUAAAGUAAUGCAUGCCAUUGACUACGAUUACAAAUGCAAUAUUUGUGAAAAAGGCUUUAAGAGAUUAUUAGAUUUAAAAGAUCAUAGUGUCAUUCAUAACGAAACUCCUAAAUGUUCUUGGUGUCCGUUGACAUUUAAAUCACGUGUCAGUAUGUAUACGCAUCGCAAAAGGAUGCAUCCCAAAGAAUGGAAAGAAUCAAAACUUGAAAAAUAUUCGGGAAACUUACCACCAGCAUUGGCAAAAGUUAUUAAUCCAUAGAAAACCUUUUAUAAACAAUUUUUUUUUAUAAAAAUAAACUGUAUUUACAUUACAAUAUUAUUAAAAUUACGGAAAUAAAUAUUUACAAAAAUAAGAA